Molecule: messenger RNA, 909 nt
Organism: Apaloderma vittatum (bar-tailed trogon)
Lineage: Eukaryota; Metazoa; Chordata; Aves; Trogoniformes; Trogonidae
Product: polypeptide N-acetylgalactosaminyltransferase 13-like
Cellular component (GO): Golgi apparatus
Source: RefSeq, a predicted model, not a curated record
AUUUCUCGAAACCAAGAAGGACCUGGCGAGAUGGGCAAGGCCGUGCUCAUCCCCAAGGAUGAGCAGGAGAAGAUGAAGGAGCUGUUCAAAAUCAACCAGUUUAACCUGAUGGCCAGCGACUUGAUCGCUCUGAACCGGAGUUUACCUGACGUGAGAUUGGAUGGGUGCAAGACAAAAGUCUACCCUGACGAGCUGCCCAACACGAGCGUGGUUAUUGUGUUUCACAACGAAGCCUGGAGCACGCUGCUCCGGACGGUGUACAGCGUGAUCAACCGCUCGCCGCACCGCCUGCUUUCCGAAAUCAUCCUGGUGGACGAUGCCAGCGAGAGGGAGUUUUUGAAGGCCUCCUUAGAGAAUUACGUGAAAAAUCUGGAAGUUUCCAUAAAAAUCAUUCGGAUGGAGCAGAGGUCGGGACUGAUCCGCGCGCGGCUGCGAGGGGCAGCGGCCUCCAAAGGGCAGGUGAUCACGUUCCUGGACGCGCACUGCGAGUGCACCCUGGGUGUGGAGCCGCUGCUGGCCAGGAUAAAAGAGGACAGGAGAACUGUUGUCUGCCCCAUCAUUGAUGUGAUCAGCGAUGACACGUUUGAGUACAUGGCUGGAUCCGAUAUGACUUACGGAGGGUUUAACUGGAAACUUAACUUUCGCUGGUACCCGGUUCCCCAGAGAGAGAUGGACAGGAGGAAAGGAGACAGGACCUUGCCUGUGAGGACCCCUACUAUGGCUGGUGGCCUAUUUUCUAUUGACAGAAACUACUUUGAAGAGAUAGGAACUUACGAUGCAGGAAUGGAUAUCUGGGGUGGCGAGAAUCUUGAAAUGUCUUUUAGGCCGGGGCUGUCGGACUGUUUUCUAUUGAGAGAAACUGCCUUGAAGAUUUUUGUGAAGCCGGUAUUUCUAGAGAAGAUCAACUGA